Messenger RNA from Drosophila gunungcola (fruit fly), 1025 nucleotides. RefSeq lists its product as uncharacterized. Gene Ontology annotation, biological process: regulation of transcription by RNA polymerase II. Bases 99 to 569 code for a protein of 156 amino acids. Gene Ontology annotation, molecular function: RNA polymerase II cis-regulatory region sequence-specific DNA binding; protein heterodimerization activity; DNA-binding transcription activator activity, RNA polymerase II-specific. The record is from RefSeq and is a predicted model, not a curated record. The transcript is spliced from 3 exons. Gene Ontology annotation, cellular component: CCAAT-binding factor complex. NCBI's taxonomy places the organism in Eukaryota, Metazoa, Arthropoda, Insecta, Diptera, Drosophilidae.
CGAGCGAAGCCACCACCACUAACAGUAAAAGGCAAAAAAAAAAACAGUGAAGUAAACAAAACCGAAUCCUUUGAGGAAAUCAGCGCAAAUCUUAAGAUAUGAGCAAUAGCGAGGACUCGCAGCAGUAUCUGAACGACAUGCUGGUCAAGGAGGAGGACGAGGCCUCCGGUGACGAAUCGGACAAACAGGAUGGAGGGAUUAUGCUGCGGGAACAGGACCGCUUCCUGCCCAUCUGCAACAUCAUCAAGAUCAUGAAGGUUCCGGUGCCGCAGAACGGCAAGAUUGCCAAGGACGCGCGGGAGUGCAUCCAGGAGUGCGUCUCCGAGUUCAUAUCCUUCAUCAGCAGCGAGGCCAUCGAACGCAGCGUGGCCGAGAAUCGCAAGACGGUCAACGGGGACGACCUGCUGGUGGCCUUCAGCAAUCUGGGAUUCGACAACUACGUGGAGCCACUGUCCAUCUACCUGCAAAAGUACCGAGAGUCAAACAAAUCGGAUCGCAAUCUCUUUUUGGACGCCGGCUAUCCACAUAACGAAGACGGAUCUUCCGCGAACGAGGCGGGAAAGCAGUAGCCCCAGGCUCGCCAGCAUUGGCAGUUCAUCUUUCCAACAUAGUUCUGGCGUUAAGUAAGAUUCUUUUUUUACCUCCCCUUACCAGCUUUUAAAGUAUAAUAUCUAAAUGCCCUCCUUUUUAUAAAUAUUUGUUUAAUCUUUACAUCAUCUUAGAAUAUUUUGGAACAAGGUUAGAAAAUUAGGUUUUAAGUAAACACUUUCCCGCCAAAACUAUCAAUUAGUUUUUAAGUAAUAUAUAAAUCAUCUUUUUUUACAAAUUGCAAUUCAGAUACUGUAAGCACUCGCUGUUUUUGCACUCCACCCAACAUUUAGUCAAACUCAAGUUAUAAGGUAUACAUAUUUGUAAUAUUAAUGGAUAAUGUGACAGAUACGUAAUAAGAAAAAUUACCCAUAAUAUAACCAAAAAUAUUCAAAUCAGAUAUCACUUUUCAGUGUUCAUAACAAUACUUUUGAAAA